Triticum dicoccoides is the source of this 1343-nucleotide messenger RNA. Its product is annotated as 3-oxoacyl-[acyl-carrier-protein] reductase 4-like. Gene Ontology annotation, biological process: fatty acid biosynthetic process. Gene Ontology annotation, molecular function: 3-oxoacyl-[acyl-carrier-protein] reductase (NADPH) activity; NAD binding. The record is from RefSeq and is a predicted model, not a curated record. The transcript has 11 exons. Lineage: Eukaryota; Viridiplantae; Streptophyta; Magnoliopsida; Poales; Poaceae. Bases 84 to 998 code for a protein of 304 amino acids.
CCUAAUUACUUCUGAAUUCCGUAGACAGCACCAUUUUAUUUCUGCAUGACCGGCAGUUAACAGAGCUUCGCAACUCCUCAUCCAUGGCAUCAACCAUGCCGUUCUCCGCUGGCCUCGUUUCUCUUGGGUCUCCGCCGCCGCAGCGCCACAGCUGCAGGUUCCAGCGAUAUCAUCGACCGGGCACUCUCAUUUCAUCAGCUAUAAGGCAUGGUCAGGUUAAAGCUAUGGCUGGAGUGAGCAUGGAUGGCUUGGCACAGCCUCAAGCCCCAGUUGCAGUGGUUACCGGAGCAUCGAGGGGGAUUGGGCGAGCGAUAGCUGUGGCUCUUGGCAAAGCAGGGUGCAAGGUAGUUGUGAACUAUGCCAAGUCAGGCAUGGAAGCUGAAGAAGUGUGCAGAGAGAUCAUGGAGUCCGGUGGCACUGCCAUCUCCUUUUCAGCCGAUGUCUCCAUUGAAGCCGAGGUUGAAACCAUGAUGAGAGCGGUAAUUGAUACUUGGGGAACGCUGGACGUGAUGGUGAACAAUGCAGGGAUCACGCGAGAUGCUCUGCUAAUGCGGAUGAAGAAGGCGCAGUGGCAGGAAGUAGUGGACGUAAACCUUACCGGUGUUUACCUCUGCGCCCAGGCUGCGGCGGCAGUGAUGAUGAAGAGGAAGAAGGGAAGAAUCAUCAACAUCGCCUCAGUUGCCGGGAUGAUCGGCAACAUUGGCCAGGCCAACUACUGCGCCGCCAAGGCCGGGGUGAUUGGAUUGACCAAGGCCAUGGCCCGGGAAUACGGUGGCAGAAACAUAAAUGUGAAUGCAGUUUCCCCGGGCUGGGUCGCGUCUGACAUGACCGCAAAACUAGGCGACGACAUCGAACGAAAGGCGCUCGAGACAAUACCACUAGGACGAUUCGGCAAGCCAGAGGAGAUUGCUGGACUGGUGGAGUUCUUGGCUGUUCAUCCAGCUGCAAGCUACAUGACCGGGCAGGUGCUCCCAGUUGAUGGUGGCCUGUCCAUUUGAGUGUUACUGAAACCGAACCUAAGCGAGAUGUGGAAACGUAAAUUUUCCAAUGAGAAACAAGGUUGUGUCACACAAAAUUAAGCACAAGAGGGCUCCAUGCCUUUGCGUCAGGCUUGUGGCGUACGGAGUACCUACUCAUGUGUUCUUUACUGGGAGGUUGGAGAAAGUUAUAGUCUGGAUGGAAAUUCAGUAGUAUGUAUUGCCCAUAGCGUAUACUCGAUCAUUUGGUUCAACCGAAAGUACCAGAAAAAUAACCAAAGUUAACGAAUGUAUAUCCAAGAUGUAUUGUACAAGUCCGCCAAAUGUAAUGUUUUGGCUGUCCUUCGUCUUCGACAUUUUUAUUUU